AAAAAUAUUGGUUUCUCUUCUGGGUGCAAGCAGAUUUAUCUGGCUCCUCGGUCAACAAAAUCAUCAUCCCAAGAAACAUGGAAACGAAGGCAUUUUAAAAAGAGAUGUCAACCUUUGUGAAAAUAAAGCCUUCUAUAUUCACGUUCGCACCAGUCUCCUCUGAGUUUCACGAAGAAAACCAAACUGAAGACAGCAUUCUAUGAAAACUGAUGGAUAAUGUGACAAAUCCUCCAGGGUUCUUCAUCAGCAAGCUGUGAGAAUAAGCACAUGGACUUCUGCACAUUAAAAUCACUGAUCACUUUAGUAACUGCCGGGAACCUGGAUCCUGACUUCCGGCCAUCGAUACCUGUGUGAAACUUGAUCUCCACUCAUCCUUUAUGACCAUUGAUGAAUCCAUCAGAACUUUUGAAAGCAAAGGACAACUGAAGAAAUCUUAGUGAAAGAGAGUUAGGUGUUGAAAACAAACUACCAAGAGACAAGACUUAUCUUGGUACUUACCAUCUAAGAACACAUAUAAUCAGCACCUAAAAAAGAAAACAUGAACAGCACAUGUAUUGAAGAACAGCAUGACUUGGAUCACUAUUUGUUUCCAGUUGUUUACAUCUUUGUGACAAUAGUCAGCAUUCCAGCCAACAUCGGUUCUCUAUGUGUGUCUUUUCUGCAAGCAAAGAAGGAAAAUGAAUUAGGCAUUUACCUCUUCAGUUUAUCCUUAUCGGAUCUGCUGUAUGCCUUAACUCUCCCUCUAUGGAUUGAUUAUACUUGGAAUAAAGACAACUGGACAUUCUCUCCUGCCCUGUGCAAAGGGAGUGCCUUCUUCAUGUACAUGAACUUUUACAGUAGCACAGCUUUCCUCACCUGCAUCGCGAUUGAUCGGUAUUUAGCAGUUGUCUACCCUUUGAAGUUUUCUUUUCUUAGGUCAAGAAGAUGUGCGUUCAUGGUGAGCCUUUUCAUCUGGAUAUUGGAAACCAUCUUCAAUGCUGUCAUUCUGUGGGAAGAUGAAACAGCUGUUGAAUAUUGUGAUGCCACAAAGUCUAACUUUACUUUAUGCUAUGACAAAUAUCCUUUGGAGAAAUGGCAAAUCCGGUUUAACUUUGCUAGGACGUGUGUAGGCUAUAUGAUACCUUUGGUCAUCAUAAUGGCUUGCAACCAGAAAGUCUACAAAGCUGUGCAGCAAAAUCAAGCUACAGAAAACAGUGAAAAGAAGAGAAUCAUAAAACUACUUGUUAGUAUCACGUUGACUUUUAUCUUGUGUUUUACCCCCUUUCAUGUGAUGUUGCUGAUUCGCAGCAUUUUAGAGCAUGAUGUGAGCUUAGAUGAACGUAUGUUUGACCAUAACAAGCCUGGGAAGCAGAGUUAUAAAAUCUAUAGAAUCACAGUUGCAUUAACAAGUUUAAAUUGUGUUGCUGAUCCAAUUCUGUACUGUUUCGUAACUGAAACAGGAAGAUCGGAUAUGUGGAAUGUAUUCAGAGUCUUUACUAAGAAGCUUAAUAAAUCAAAAAGACAAGGAAAAAGCAUACUUUCUAUGUCUACAAAAGAUACUGUGGAAUUAGACAUCCUGGAAUAGAACCAAGGUCUAAUUUUUUAAAGAUAUGCAAUAUUAUACCAUCAAGAUUAUAUUUUCAAAAGGAAAUCUCAGCAUGAGAGGGGAGUAAAUGUUCCCACUGAGGGACUAUUUUAAUCCUCUCCGAUGGAAAUAUUUCAAACGUGUGCUCUAUAGCUCCCUGACUUUUAUUAAACAAGAAUGAAACAAAAUUGAAUAUAUUCCUAAUGACUCAGGGUCAUCACUGUAGAAUGGCAAUUGCUUUUGCAUCUGUGCUGUAAUCGCUCAGUCCAGUAAGAUGUACUGGACCGUGUGUUUUUAAAUUGGUGAGCUUCGUGUCUGGUUGUUGUGAUUUUUCUCACUCUUUCUAUGGAUCUCAGGCUAUCAUUUCUCCCAGCCAACAACACCAACUACUAAAUACUGCUUCUAAUCUUCUCAUUAGAUAACAAACAUUUAUUGAGCCCACUCUAUGUGCUAGGUUUUGUGGUAAGUACUGGGGUUACAACAGAAAUGAUCUCAUAAGCCUUUUGAAGCUUAUAUCAGUUUGGAAACAUAGCCACUGAGCUUGUAACUGUUCUUUAUAAAAUAAAAGUAAAUAGUCUCUGAGUGAGAGUCUGAAGGCCUCAUCCAUGAUAUAAAGGACAUGAGCUUUGUGAAAGUUCUUUCAGUUAAUCAGAGAACUUUUUACUUUCUUUAAAAUCACAAUUUUUAAAAUUUUGAUUCUUUCAAAAUUUGCUGUUGAGUACAGUAUUAGAAGUUUAAUGUUUAGACAAAAAGAUAUACUAUAAACAAAAAAGACAUUUAUUAUAUUAAACCUUACAUUCAGAGACUUCUUUGGGGGUUUAGAGUAUUUAGAGAAUCUUGAUAUAAUAUAUUCUUUUAUAUUUAUAUUUUCUCAUUACAGAAAUUACUCCGCCUAGUUUUAAGUAGGCAUCAGGUAAACAUUUUUCUUAACCAAAGUAUUUUUUAAGAUUUUCGAAGAUGUCUUUAUCCUCCUAUUCUCCUUUUCUCCUUCUCUCCCUUCUCUUUACUAUCUGUUCCUUCCAGUCCCCCAAACUGAUCAGAUAGUAAAUGUCUUGGUAUCAUUUGUGCCCUCAUAUUAGAAAACAAAAAUCUGACAACAAAAAAGACAAAUAAUGAAUUUCUAGAUAUACACUGAAAAAACUCAGUUAGUGCACAAACUGACUCCAUUUUCUAUUGAAGUUGUCCAUGACAGUUUGGGUGCACAAGAGAAAACCACCUUGCUUUGAGGCCCUAUGUGCUUUCUCUGCUCUUUGCACUUUUCUCAUCAUAAAGUUUCUGGAGAAUUAAUAGAUUGAGUCUGGGCACCCUGCGAUACACUUAUACAUACUUAAAGGCUAAAGAUACACCAAUGAAACGAAAAGGAACUAAAAUAGUUUGGGCUGUUCGAUUCUUUCCUGAUAAAUUAUUGGCAGCACCAAUACGUGUGAAAGUAAAAGAUCAGGAACAAUUUUGCCCACAUUGGAAACUCAGAUGCAGAUUGUCUUGUCUGAGAUCACAUAGUUCGUUGGAAGCAGAGCCACAUCUUGAGCCCAGAAACCCCGACUUCCCUCCAGAGUUGCUAUUCCUCCUUCAUGCGUUUAUUUUUUGGGUUUUUUUUUGACAUUUCUACCAUUUCUUUCUUUAGGGAUGCAAAAGGCAUAUAAACAUGGAGAGUUGUUCAAGAUAGUCAUUGGAUUUAAGAUAAGAAUAAGGAGGAAAAGGAGAGUUAUUUCAUAAAUUAAUACCUCUGGAAAUAAAAUAAGUCAUAUAGAUAGCAAUUAAGCUGAUCUGUUACAGAGAACUGGUUAGAACUUGACCUCAGUUGGUUAUAUCAAGAGAUGUGGCAGAUACAAAUUUGUGGCCCCCUUAGUAAGAACGUUCUAUUUAAUAAGUAACAGCAAAACCAUUGAUCUAACAUGUAAGUUCCAAAAUGAACCAGGCCGCCAAAAUCUAUAAGCAGGGCCAACCAUGGAGAACCCACAUUAGGAGGAUGCUCAUAUGAUUUAGGGUAAAGCACUCUAGACAUGAUCUAAAAUUAUGGACAGUCCCAACAUUGGGAAGUUAAUCCUUUAGUCUUAAACGGCUUUAUAGGUUCCUGAUUACAGUUCUCCAUUAAACUAAAAAGAUUUCUGGAAGGAAUAAGACCUUGUAGCUAUUAUUACCUGGGACGCCUUUGUCAGAAGACCUAGAUUAGAACACCAGCAGUUAUCCACUUAUGAACCGUUUGAUCUCAAAAAAUGUUCAGCUCUCCCUAAGGCUCAGUUUCUAUAAACAGCAGGGAGAGUAGCAUCACUUGCUUUUAACAAGUAGAUGUGAAAACACUUUGUAAACUAUGAUGAGUUUUCUAAAUGUUUCUUAUUAUCAGUUAUUCUCAUCUUCAUCAUGAUUAGUGGAUAGCUACCCACAAGAUAGAACAGUCCCUGGAGGCACUCUGAGCAUAGGAAUAUAGCAGCGUGAGCUAGUAGGGGCUGGCUCUCACACACCACUGCUAUGGUUACUUCUCCCAGAUGGUUCAACGAGUCCAUUAUGGUAACUUAAGGGCCUUUAUUGUUGCUUCCACAUCCUCAAUAGUGCCUUCUUCUAGGAGUUCACAUUUCUGAGGAGACAUAUGCUAUGUACAUCACCAUAAACAGGUAGAUAUCCAUUUUUAAUUUAAGUUUUUGACCUUUUGUUCUUUAUUCAGAAUGUUAUUUUUUAUUUGAAUGAACUCAAUUAGACAUCUUGGAUAGGUCAGUGAAGAGACUGAGAAGAGCUUUUUAAAACCUCCCUUUUCUCUACCUAGUCUGGGAGAAGCUUCAUGGGUGAAGAAGUUAAAAGACAUAAAAAAAAUCACCUCAUUUUGUUCAAAUUACAUAGCAUCACUUCCCUAGGAGCAUCCUGAGAAAAUUUGUCUCUCCGACCUGAUUUAUUCCCUUUUCUCUUUUUAAUUUAAGCUAAAUGUUCUCCCCAAGAAAUUAUAUUUCCAAUCCUUAAUGUUAUGAUCAAAUACAUAAUUAUUUACCAAUU
Orcinus orca (killer whale) is the source of this 4549-nucleotide messenger RNA. RefSeq names its product G protein-coupled receptor 65 (gene GPR65). Gene Ontology annotation, biological process: G protein-coupled receptor signaling pathway. The transcript is spliced from 2 exons. Gene Ontology annotation, cellular component: membrane. Gene Ontology annotation, molecular function: G protein-coupled receptor activity. Lineage: Eukaryota; Metazoa; Chordata; Mammalia; Artiodactyla; Delphinidae. The record is from RefSeq and is a predicted model, not a curated record. The coding region runs from base 539 to 1564 and encodes 341 amino acids.